CAAAUGGAAGAAGUUCUGAACUUCUGAAAAAAGCGCUUAUUUUCUCGACGCGACUCACGUCAGAAAGGUUGUUUUGAUCUCUGUAGUGCAAAAUAAUAGAUUAUUUGACUUGUUGGGGUACAUAAGUGAUAAAAUCUCGUCAUUUUAUAAAUAUUGAACAUCAGAAGUGUAAAAAGCUAGCGAAAUGAGUGAAACGGAUUUAAUCAAGGAGCAAACGUUUUCCUUGGAAGAAUCGAAUAAAUUCACGGAUGUCGCAGACGCGUUGGGCCAUGGGAACGGAUUAGAUCACUAUGGGAAUCGCAUCAAGGUACGCAUGCCAGUGGAUAGAUAUGCCUCCGAUUACAAUAUGAAUCAUCCGAAGCGCGGACUAGCAUUGGUGUUUAAUCAUGAACACUUUGAGAUACCUCAGCUGAAAUCACGUACCGGAACCAAUGUGGAUUGCGAGAACUUGGCCGCCACACUGAAAUACCUCGAUUUUGAUGUAAAGGUUUAUAAGGAUCUGAAACUGAGGGACAUGCAAAAGGAGGUUGAAAAAGUUGCACUUAUGGACCACACGGACAACGACUGUAUUUGCGUGACUAUUCUAUCGCACGGCGAGCUAGGUUACCUGUACGCCAAAGACUGCCAGUACAAACUAGACAUCAUUUGGUCAUAUUUUACCGCUAAUCGGUGUCCAACGCUUGCCGGUAAGCCAAAAAUAUUCUUCAUUCAAGCCUGCCAAGGAGACCAGUUGGAUUCGGGUAUUUCCUUAGCCGAGCGCACAGAAACAGAUAGCGCUGGGUCAAUGAGCUAUAAAAUUCCAGCCCAUGCAGAUUUUCUAAUAGCUUACUCAACGAUUCCUGGUUUCUAUUCGUGGCGAAACACUCAAAAGGGGUCCUGGUUUAUGCAAUCUCUUUGUCAGGAAAUAAAUCAGCACGGGAAAAAAUAUGAUAUAUUAACUCUGCUAACCUUUGUGGCUCAACGAGUUGCGUACGAUUUUGAAUCGAACACUCCUGAUAUUCCAAUGAUGCAUCAGCAAAAACAAAUCCCGUGUGUGACUACGAUGCUCACGAGACUGUUACGCUUUACAGAUAAGUAAUGGUUCUUGCGUAUAGUAGCUCUGUAUUUCAAGGUUUAUGUAACGAUUAUGGCCUUUUCUACCGCGCUACGCAUAAUUGCCCCAUGUACAUAGGAAAUCCUAUAGUACAUGAGACAGAUGCGCGUAUAGCGGCAGUUUACGUUUCUGAACUUAAAACACGUGUAUCUCACCCCUUAAAGUUGGAGAGAGAAUCGGCAAAAAUCUAAAACGAAAGACCUAUUUUUUUCCACUCCGAGUGUUAGAUCUUCAUAAAAAUCAAUCAGUUUAUGUAAAAUGUUGUUACAGUACUUCUGAUUGAUUUUUAUGAAGAUCUAACACUCGGUGUGGAAAAAAACUGCUUUUUUUUCGUUUUCGAUUUUUGCGGACUCUCUCCACAACCUUAAGUACGACAAGAAGUACGAAUUGGCUGUUAAUUGAUUCGAUUUUAGUAUAAGCUGCUUAAGCUUAAUGGUAGGUUUCAUUAUAUGCCAAUCAUUCUUUAGUGUCGGGACAAUGCCGAUUGUACACGCAAUAUGUGUGUAUUGUAUUACACUACGCUUUUAGUUCAUUUGAUUCAAAUUAAAACUGAUGUUUAUUGAUAUGAAUCGCGUGCUGAAUGUUUUGUUCAUUUAUUUUGUAUUUAAAUGUUUUAUAUGAUGUGCAUUAUUUUACUCACUUCCUAAAGUGCAAAUCAAGCGCAUGGACCUUCGUUUCCAAUAUAUGUUCUUCGACUCGGUGUUCUUCAAUUGUAAUCGAUAAACAAUAAAGCGUAAUAUACAAUACUGCCAACAAUGUAAAAUACAUAUACGAUAACAAAAAAAUAGCUCCACGAUUAUGAAUCAUCCUUUUUGACUUUCAGAGAUUUGAUUGUUUCUGCAAAAAUAUAGUUUGCGUUGUUAAAAUACCCUAUGCGCCGGUUUUAAUUUUUUUACUGUAAAAUCACUGUUUAAUUAGGUUAGAUCAACUGUUGCAAAACUUCAUUUGAACUGCAUUAUCCUAAUUCACAAACUUAAAUUAUGUUUCGAAUAUAAGUUUAAAUUUGUUCGAUGCGAAACGCAUGUUUAUUCUGCGUUUUAUAUAUUUUCAUAAAAUCUUCAGAUACAUUUUUUAACUAAAUCACCUCCUACUAAUUGAGACGGAUUGUUAAAUAAGGCUUACAAGUAAUAACUGAAUUGUAGAUGUGAUCCAUUUAUGCAGUUUUGGUAUAAAAUGCUAUCCAAUCACAUUGAAACACAUCUUUUUAAUCGAGGCCCCGAAAGCAAAUGUAACAAAGUUCGCUGUGAGAGGAAGAAAACAAAAGACUAAAAGUGAAUGUAUAUGUAAGAUAGAUGAACGAAGAAAAUAUAUUUCGGAUUCUUUUAUGUAACUUUUUAUUAAGACAAAAACAAACUGGUACAGAGCAUUUAUUGAAUCUACUUACAUUUAUCAAACAGAAAACCAAGUCGGCACAACAAAAUACUAAUACCUAAGUGGAAUAAAAAACAACAAAACACAAAAGAAGCAUCGUAAAACUUAUAAACACCCUGCAUCCCCCACAAGACAGCACAUAAGACAUUGUUCAAUAACCAGUUUUAGGAGGCAUGACAUAACAUUAAAAUUAGUGGAUAGAGCAGAGGAUUUUAGAAGCCAGACACCAAUUCAUCAAAUUGGAUGGUACUUGGUUCGGUUGAUCAUAAUUAAUUUUCAUCGAUGAUUUAUUCAUUCUAGUGAAUUCACCGUGCUUUUGUUCUGUUGGAAGAUCGAAAACUUUAGUUUAUGUAUUUUGAAGUAAUUCAUUUCUUUCGUCCGUUUGAACGAGUUAUGAACGAUGCAAAUGGUUUUUAUUCGUCUUUACAAAUGAUCUGUUUCCUAUAAAAAUUUAAUAUUUGCUAGAACAUUAGGAAUAAGGUAGAUAAAAUAGCUCAUAAUGUUAAGAUCAAACAAAACACUUGGCAUACUGAUGCCAUUUCAAAAAAUGACAAAAUAUAGAACACAUUUGGCCUGUGUUAAACGAUAAAGCAUCAAGCUCUAUUUUAAAUACAUGACCGAAAAACGCUAUCGUUUUAAUAUGCCAGGGAAAACAACAACUUAUCUUGAGAACUACAGCAGUAUUUCAAAGGAAAUUUGUUUCAUUGAUUGUAAUAGUAAAAUAGCGAAAAGUAAAUUUGGAACGCAAAGGUCUCAGAAAUAAUUUUGGCGUUCCGGUCAAUAUGGCUUAACACAGGUCAAUUUUAAAUCAAGCA
This is a messenger RNA of Topomyia yanbarensis, 3279 nucleotides long. RefSeq names its product caspase-like. NCBI's taxonomy places the organism in Eukaryota, Metazoa, Arthropoda, Insecta, Diptera, Culicidae. Gene Ontology annotation, cellular component: cytoplasm. The coding region runs from base 185 to 1078 and encodes 297 amino acids. The transcript is spliced from 3 exons. The record is from RefSeq and is a predicted model, not a curated record. Gene Ontology annotation, biological process: apoptotic process; proteolysis.